Molecule: messenger RNA, 1461 nt
Organism: Prunus armeniaca (apricot)
Lineage: Eukaryota; Viridiplantae; Streptophyta; Magnoliopsida; Rosales; Rosaceae
Source: the annotation of a GenBank genome assembly
AUGGCACUGAAGAGCACCGCUACAGCCACAGCUUCAUCUUCAACCUCUUCACUGUGCUCUGUUCCUACUCUCUUCUUCGCCUUCACUCUCCUCUGCACUCUCUCUUUUUCUCUCUUCUUCCUCUUCAAUCCUCUUUCUUCUCUUUCUUCCUCAUCCUCGAUUUACCAAAACGCCUUUCACUCUCCCCAAAAUUCUAUCCAAGUCUUCGUCGCAGACCUCCCCAGAUUCCUCAACUAUGGCCUCCUCGACAAGUACUGGGCGUCCGGGCCCGAUUCCCGGCUGGGUAGCGAUGCGGACCACGAAAUCCCGAAGACCCAAUUGCCCAAAAGCCUUGAAUUUCCGCCAUAUCCUGAGAAUCCAUUGAUCAAACAAUACAGUGCCGAGUACUGGAUUUUGGGGGACCUGAUGACCCCUCAGGCUCAGAGAACUGGGUCGUUUGCCCAGAGGGUUUUCAGUGCUGCCGAAGCAGACGUCGUUUUCGUGCCCUUUUUUGCGACUUUGAGCGCUGAAUUGCAGCUGGCUACGGCUAAAGGAGCGUUCAGGAAGAAGGCUGGGAAUGGGGACUAUGAGAGGCAGAGGCAAGUAGUUGACUUUGUGAAGAACACCGAGGCUUGGAAAAGAUCAGGUGGAAGAGACCAUGUGUUUGUGCUCACUGACCCAGUGGCAAUGUGGCACGUUAGAGCAGAGAUAGCCCCGGCGGUCCUCCUAGUUGUAGAUUUUGGAGGGUGGUACAGGCUCGAAUCCAAGUCAUCGAAUGGCAGCUCGUCAGAUGUGAUUCAGCACACACAAGUUUCACUGCUCAAAGAUGUCAUUGUGCCCUACACCCAUCUACUUCCUAGAUUGCAACUGACAGAAAACAAGAAGCGGCAGACUCUACUUUAUUUCAAAGGAGCUAAACAUAGGCAUCGGGGAGGCUUAGUUCGAGAAAAAUUGUGGGACUUGUUGGUUAAUGAACCGGAUGUUAUUAUGGAAGAAGGAUUCCCUAACGCUACUGGGAGGGAGCAGUCAAUAAAAGGGAUGAGAACAUCAAAGUUUUGCUUGCACCCAGCUGGGGACACUCCCACUUCAUGCCGGCUUUUUGAUGCCAUUCAAAGUCUUUGUAUACCUGUUAUUGUCAGUGACAACAUAGAGCUUCCUUUUGAAGGGAUUGUAGAUUAUUCAGAAUUUUCAGUUUUUGUGGCAGUUGAUGAUGCAUUGAAACCACACUGGCUUGUGAGCCAUCUUAGAGCCUUUCCUAAAGAGCAAAGAGAUAGAUUUCAUCGGAAAAUGGCUCAGUUUCAGCCCCUGUUUGAGUAUGACAAUGGUCAUCCUGGUGGCAUCGGGCCAAUUCCACCAGACGGUGCAGUGAACCACGUGUGGAAAAAGGUUUACCAGAAGCUGCCCAUGAUUAAGGAAGCAAUCAUUCGUGAAAGGAGAAAACCUCCUGGUGUAUCAGUUCCACCACGCUGUCACUGUACUUGA